Colletotrichum siamense is the source of this 816-nucleotide messenger RNA. RefSeq lists its product as uncharacterized. The transcript has a single exon. NCBI's taxonomy places the organism in Eukaryota, Fungi, Ascomycota, Sordariomycetes, Glomerellales, Glomerellaceae. The coding region runs from base 1 to 816 and encodes 271 amino acids. The record is from RefSeq and is a predicted model, not a curated record.
AUGCCGCCAGUCACUCUGAAGCCAGUCACCCAAUCUAGGGUCGCGGACAUCUCGGAUCGGCUCCCACUUUUGCUGCUCGAACGUAACCAGUGGUCCGCGAGCUACGUCAGGUCGCUCGUGAAAAAGUCGCCCGCCUGCAUCACAUCCUGCAAAGGCACACAGUUGCCCCUGGAGCUGUGGCUCGAAAUCAUCGAGAUUGUUGAAUUUGCACCUGAUGACUACUGUGCUCUUCUGCAGCCAGUCUCGGUUCGCGAGACCGACGGCCGAUCUCUCCUCGUUUGCGUCGAGAUAACCGAUUGGGAUACAUGUGGAGAACUCAAAUGCACCUGGGCCUACGAUCAUCAUCUUUACAAUCCCUACCAAAAAGACGGCUAUGAGAAGAUGGAGGAAGGCGAGGAAGAGCCCCGUCCAUGGAGAAUACCUGAAGUCACCCCAGAGAACGAAAUUUUGAUCGAACUUAGCUCUAUUCCUGAAGAAGAGGACCAGCUUUCUGGAAUCUGGUGCGACGUCGAGGUCAGACACAUUAUUGCAUUUAUGGAACAGGGGGAUUGCUGGACUUGCAACGGCUGCCGCUGGAUGUACACAGCAAGCAGAUACGGCUGGAAGAUUCAGGACAGCCACAGGUUCGGGGCUUGUUGGCCUGACAAUGGUGGAAGCUAUUUUCUCUGCCCGCUUUGUUGUGGCGAGGACGCUAUGAAUGUUUGUGUUGAUAUCAUGAUGAGGGAAGAACGGGACGGCUAUGAUAGCGACGACGAGGAGGUGAAGAAGCUAGAGAAGUGGUGCGAUCAACGCCUUGAGGAGCUCAAAUACGCGUAA